CUCAUUUAAAUGAACACAAUGCACACUGUUGAAACAAAUAUUUUCUGUGAGUUGUAAAGUUCCUUUAUGCAUAAUAUUUGAGACUUUCCUCAAAAACAGUUCCUUUCUGAAUACACGAAUACUGGCCACACACACAGAUGAGGAACACAACGCAGGAGAGUCGACAUCGUGACAAUACCGAAACUCUCCAAAAGUGUAAAUGGAAAUAUAGAAAAACUUGGGAAAUGUACAGAGAAGAUGGGAAUAGCAACUGAAAACAUCUAUGAAAAUUAUAAUGUUGCAAGCGGUAAGUUUGAAAAAGAGACCACGGACUGUAACACAAUGAGAAUCCAGUCAUCUGAACUCACAGGAGCUGAAGGUGUGAAGAUCAGAAGCUCCAGAGCAGCUGCAGUGAGUUUGAUGCUCCUGUGUGUUCUUCUGCUGACCGCAGUCAUAGUGCUGUGUGUCAUGUUCACUCGAGAGAGACAGCGGCUCAUAUCCAAGAAUGACAACCUCACUGAUGAGAAAGACCAGCUAAAACAGGAGAAAAGCGAUCUUCAGAGGAGUCUUGGUAAAAUGGAUGGAUGGAUUUACUAUCAGUCCAGUCUUUACUUCAUUUCCUCUGAGAUGAAGAGCUGGAAUGAGAGCAGAAGAUACUGUAGAGACAGAGGAGCAGACCUGAUCAUCAUCAACAACACAAUGGAACAAGAGUUUGUGAACAGGAUUUCUGGUUAUGUACAAGUCUGGAUUGGCCUGAAUAAAGUGGAGGGCAGAUGGAAAUGGGUUGAUGGCAGCGCACCAAACUCUGAGUCCUGUGUAUAUGGAGAGCCAAAUGGAUGUAUAAGACAGUACUGUGCUCUAAGUUAUUACACAUGGUGGCAUUAUGCUUUAUGUGAUAAUGCUUAUAGAUGGAUCUGUGAGAAGAGUAUUUGACCCAAUAUACUGCACUAGAAACAUAAUACACUUUGUUAUAUCCAAAUUUAUCAUUGCAAUCAUUUCUUGAACUGCUGAUGAAAAUUAAAGGGGUGGUUCAGUGGUUUUUUUCCAGGCUUGAUUGUGUUUUUGGGGCGCAGUUUAACAUGUCUUAAUGCUAACAGAAGUAACCUUUAUUCUACACCUCUGUUUCCACUGUCAUAUGAACGGCUCGUUUGACUUCCUGGUUGUAUGAUACCACUCCAUAGACAUCUUUUGGAGAAGUAACAGUUAUGCAGAUGCUGUGCGACAUGGCCUCGCCCACUUUGUUGCGUUUUCCCGGUGGUGUGUUUUGUAGGGUUUAUGAUGUCACCAACCCGUUGUAGUCCAAACCGGUCGUUUUUGUAGGCAUUAAACCUCCAUAACUUUAAAAGACAAUAUCUCCAUUUGCAUUGAACUUUCAGCGCUGUAACUUUGC
This is a messenger RNA of Megalobrama amblycephala (Wuchang bream), 1369 nucleotides long. Its product is annotated as CD209 antigen-like protein A. The record is from RefSeq and is a predicted model, not a curated record. The transcript is spliced from 5 exons. Lineage: Eukaryota; Metazoa; Chordata; Actinopteri; Cypriniformes; Xenocyprididae. The coding region runs from base 238 to 912 and encodes 224 amino acids.